Messenger RNA from Myodes glareolus (Bank vole), 3057 nucleotides. It is a transcript of the gene Tafa2, whose product is annotated as TAFA chemokine like family member 2. Gene Ontology annotation, molecular function: receptor ligand activity. The record is from RefSeq and is a predicted model, not a curated record. Lineage: Eukaryota; Metazoa; Chordata; Mammalia; Rodentia; Cricetidae.
ACGACGCGGGGCGAGAGGAAAAGUCUUCGCUCUCGGCUAAAAGCAAACAAAUCGGAGAUGGAAUAAGAGCGGCGAUUGCUGGAGCCCGCCUGGAUCCUCCUGGCAGUCGCGGGAGCGGAGCGCACCGGGCGCAGCGCCGAGGACAGCCAGGGCGACCGCGGGCGCCGCCGGGGGCUGCGGACACUUUGGUUUCCUCCCUCUCAGUCAACAAACCUUUUGAUUACUUUGACACUGUGGGAUAAAGACCAGAGACCAGAGACCGGCCUCGCGCGCUGCACCUCCCACUUGCUUCGGGGAGGGGACCCCUAGCUUGUAUGUGGAAACACUGCCGAGACCCCCUUUAGCCUUCGAAGGAGGUAGCACCCACACCCGCACUCGGGGUCACACUCGCUCGCACACACCGGCGGACUUCAGGUCCCUAUGCCCCUGGAUGGUGCCAGCGGACCGGCAUCUCCGAAGCGAUGCAUGAGCGGUAAGGCUGGCGUCGGCCCGCGGAAGCUACAGGACCAUCGCUAGGUGCUGCCGCCACCGGGACGCCCGGCUGCAGGAUGAGUAAGAGAUACUCACAGAAAGCCACACAAGGAAAGCUGCUGCUGAUCAUUUUUAUCGUGACCUUGUGGGGGAAGGCUGUUUCCAGCGCCAACCAUCACAAAGCUCACCAUGUUAAGACGGGAACUUGUGAGGUGGUGGCCCUGCACAGAUGCUGUAACAAGAACAAGAUAGAAGAACGGUCCCAGACGGUCAAGUGCUCCUGCUUCCCUGGACAGGUGGCAGGCACCACACGAGCUGCUCCAUCUUGUGUGGAUGCAUCCAUAGUGGAACAAAAAUGGUGGUGUCAUAUGCAGCCAUGCCUGGAGGGAGAGGAGUGUAAAGUCCUCCCAGAUCGGAAAGGGUGGAGCUGUUCCUCUGGAAACAAAGUGAAAACAACCAGGGUAACCCAUUAGCCACACAAAAAUCAAGUAAUCCUCAAGACUGAGAUCAUGGAGACACACAUAGAAACUUGACUCCUGCAUUGAACUCGAAGAUUUUUAUACCUCUUAGAAGAGGGGCUUUUAAGCCUAUUUUAAGGGAUUCCAUGGCUUGCUAUCAGCUUCUUAUUGAAAUCAAGACUUUAAAAAAACUCUGAAGUGAACUUUGUGUCCUGAAGAAGACUGCAUCAGCUGUCAACUGUGCUUAGCUAAUUGCACUUCUGAGGGAAGCAGACACUGCUCUCCACAAAGCUGGUGCAGAGUGGAUGUUCUGGAGGUAACACCAGAGACUGCCACCUGUAAGGUUCCUGGCUUCAGCUGUGACUGUUCUUGUUUCUGAAGCUGUCUCCCAAGUGCACUGUCCUGUCAUGGAUGUGUUCCUGGGUUCUUUGUUCACUGUCUGAUAGGACUGUUCACAGCUUUGAUGAUGUUUCCUUUGCGAACUCCUCUGGCAUGGCGCAGAUGGAGACAAUUGUACUGGUAUUCUAAUCUUGAAACACUGAGAGCCUACAUGCUUUAACAUCUCACACUUGUCUUUGAGAAAGGGAUGGAAGUGUUUCUGCAUUGAUAAUGAUAAUCAUUGGCAAGUCACCGUGAUCUGAAUACAUCAGUCAUAUAAGAAUGUAUAGACAAGCUGACAUGUUUCCCCAAGGCUAACACAUCACUGCUGCUCUCUGUCGGUUAGAGAGAUAGCAGCUAGGAUUGGAUUCCCAUUACCACUGCACAGGACUCUGUGCCUAGCACAUACCUUCCCUUCCAGAUUUUAUAAGUAUUUUUUUUCUGUUUUCCUUUUCUUUCCUUCACAUAACUCAUCAGUGUGUAGUAAGUUAGUUGGUAGCCUAACCAUGCCACCUACUGCCAGGGAUGCAUGUGCUUUUCUAAUUUCUCAUCACUUAUUUUUAUUCUAGUAUUUUCUUAAACUAUCCUCUCUGUCUCAUUUUAAGACUGUCUCUUGCUUGAUUCCAAUGACUGCUUGAAUGCUUAUAUAUUUGUUCAGUCUGUGGAUAGGAAAAAUUGUUCAUUUUUCUUUUACUUCAAAGUCUAAAUACUUGCUUAUCAUUCCUUCAUUCAUAUAAUUUCAUGGGCCAGUAUUUUGUCAAUAUUUUCUUAGCCAUCUUAAACCUUGUGAGUUUUAGUUCUUCAGGAAUGUCUUACAAAUAUUUAAAGGCCUUAAACAUUGAUUUACCUUUUUCUAAGUUAUUAUAGAAUGUAUAAUUUUAUACUGCAUUUAUUUUGUUUUACUUUUGACUGGAGGGAGAGAAUACUGGGUACUGAGUUACAACUAUGUAAUAAUACUGUGUAAGCCUGUAGUUGGAAGGAAUGUAAAGGCAAAAAUUUUUCAUGUCUUAAUUAUUUCAUCCUGAUCUAAAGAUGCUUCACAGGUCAUCCUAUUAGGUGGUCCAUCAUUUUGGUAGAAAAAAUGAAGGUAUUUUGGACUUCUUGUACUGGUAAAACUCACAAACAAUGACACUUAGCCUUUUGGUUUCUGUGAUGGAGGCUCACAUAUUCUAGAAAAAUUUUGUGUUAGUCUGUAGUGAUAUUCAAAUAUUUAGACACUAACCAGGCCCUUUACUUGGAAGAACAACUUAAAGUAUAAAAUCUGCUAAAAAUUAAAAUGGAAAACUAUAUUUUAUAAUACUGUGCUAAAGUCAACUGCCUCAUAAAUACAUGGAAUGAAGUGCUUUCUGCCUCCCUUUUAAUUGUGCAUAAAACCAAUUAGGUAGUCUCAAGUGGGUUUUGCAAUAGAUCAAGGUUAUACAGAGUUGAAAUGAAAGGAAUAACUGUUGUGCUGAACUUUCUAUGUCAAACAAAAUAUCAUUAAUUUCUUUGAAACAAAAUGGAAAAUUAUAUCAUUUUAGACAUCAUGAAUUUAUCCUAGGUUUGUUUGAAAUUAUUAAUCAUGCUUCUCAUUUUGAAAACUAUGUCAUUUAAAACAGUGCUGGAAAUUCUGUAUUAUAGAAAAGUGUAAUACAUGCAUAUCAAUAGAAAAAAUAAAUGGAAUUUCAAAUAUAUGAACUAGAUUAUUCCCAGUAGAUUAAUGUUGUGAUUAUUCAGAAAAAAAGUGAAUAAAAUUGGAAUAUAAAAUCGA